Ipomoea triloba (trilobed morning glory) is the source of this 4062-nucleotide messenger RNA. RefSeq lists its product as uncharacterized. Gene Ontology annotation, molecular function: DNA helicase activity. The record is from RefSeq and is a predicted model, not a curated record. Gene Ontology annotation, biological process: telomere maintenance; DNA repair. Lineage: Eukaryota; Viridiplantae; Streptophyta; Magnoliopsida; Solanales; Convolvulaceae. The coding region runs from base 1 to 4062 and encodes 1353 amino acids. The transcript has 9 exons.
AUGGUAUACCCGACGCAGUCAAACAACGGGACCCCGUACACCAAUGAUGGACCUUUGUCAAAUUCUGCUCUAACAAGAGUGAACGGUACUCUAACCGAUUUCUCAAGAGCUAUAGAAACUGGCAAAAGCCAUGUCAAUCAUACAGUUGAUGACCAUUUAGUAGUUCGCAAUCUAGCACAAGAUUUCUCCCAGGCAGACAACGAACAUGAACAACUGCCGCUACCCAAUGAAGAAUCACACUUCAACAGUAAUGAACACCCUACAUGUCAAUGCUUUGAACCAGACAAUGAGUUGAUUAUACCACCAACACCAACUCUUGUUGCCUACAUGGAUAUUGGUGACCCAAACAAUAUAUGCGAACACUGCAACGCAAUCUAUUGGUUUGAGGAGCGUGUUAAUAAGGCUGUGCGUAGCGGAACAGCUAAAUAUUCAACGUGCUGCGGUCAUGGGAAGAUCAAACUACCCAAAAUGUCUUUACCUCCAAAAAGGAUUUUCAACUUAUUCUUUGAAAGAGGCACCAAACGGAAUGAAUUUUUAAAACACAUAAGGAGGUACAAUAACAUGUUUUCUUUUACGUCGUUGGGGGCUAAGGUAGAUAAAUCCAUCAACCUUGGGAAUUGCCCACCGAUAUUUAGGAUAAAUGGGCAAAAUUACCAUUUAAUGGGAGGACUACUGCCAGAUGUUGGUAAGAGCCCGAAGUUUGCUCAGUUAUACAUCCAUGUCACGGAGAACGAGGUAGAGAACCGCAUCAAUGCAUUCAGUGGUGCUGAAAUGAAGGACAAAACGCAUGUUGAUAUAGUUCAAGAUAUCAAGCAAGAUCUAGAUGAGCACAAUGUGUUGGUGCAAUCUUUUCGAUGGGCAAAAGCUCAGAUUGACAACAAUCCACAAGUAAAUUUUAAGAUGAGGCUGAUUGGUAGGCGGCAGAGUGAUGCCAGAACAUACAAUUUGCCCACUGCUUCUGAGGUUGCUGCUUUAAUUGUUGGCGAUCUAGACCCUACACUAGGGCAACGAGAUAUAAUAGUGGAGACAAAGGCCGGGUCACUUAAGAGAAUAAACGAGCUCAAUCCAGCAUACUUGCCGUUGCAAUAUCCUAUUUUGUUCCCGUUAGGCGAAGAUGGUUAUCGUGAAGAUAUCCAGUACUGUACUACAGCUACAAAAACAACUGGCGCUAGGGUUCGUGUUUCCCAGCGGGAAUAUUUUGCUUACAGAAUCCACGACAGGUUCAGUGAACUGUCAACAAUGUUAUAUGCGAGACGACUGUAUCAACAGUUCCUGGUUGAUGCUUACACCAUGGUGGAAUCCGGCAGGUUACUUUACAUUCGCAAUAAUCAGAAGGCAUUGCGGUGUGAGGCAUACAAGGGGCUGAUUGAUGCUCUGACUAGGGGGGAGGUUGAUACAAACAAGCAAGGUAAGAGGAUCAUAUUACCUUCGACUUUCACAGGGGGUGCUCGAUAUAUGAUACAGAAUUAUCAGGAUGCAAUGGCCAUUUGCAGACAUAAGGGGUAUCCUAACUUAUUUAUAACAUUCACAUGCAAUCCUAAGUGGCCUGAGAUUCAAAGAUUUAUGGACAAAUGCAACCUCAAUGCAGAAGAUAGGCCAGACAUUGUAUCUAGAGUCUUCAAGAUGAAGUUGGAUGCUUUAGUGAAAGAGAUACGCAAUGGCAAGCUAUUUGGUAUUGUAACCGCAGUGGUGUAUACUAUAGAAUUUCAGAAACGUGGGUUACCACACGCUCACAUACUCAUAUUCCUAGAAAGAUUGACCGAAGGCUUUUCAGCUAAUCACAUGGAUGAGUUCAUAUCUGCCAAAAUACCUAACAAGGAACAAGACUAUGAGUAUUAUAAAGCUGUUGGGGAAUUUAUGAUGCACGGGCCAUGUGGACAAGAAAGACCUAAAUCUCCGUGCAUGGUCAAUAAAAAGUGCUCUAAACAUUUUCCCAAAAAAUUUGUUGAGGUAUCCACAUUGGAUGAUGACGGUUACCCAAUCUACAGGCGUCGUGACAAUGGUGCAACAGUCGAAAGAAAUGGGGUGCAUUUGGACAGCAGGUACUGUGUUCCGCACAAUAGAUAUCUAUUGUUGAAAUACAAGGCACAUAUAAACGUUGAAUGGUGCAACCAAUCAAGAUCAAUCAAAUAUUUGUUCAAGUAUGUCAACAAAGGGAAUGAUAGGGUGACUGCUGAAUUCUACAAGACCACAAAUGAUGAAAACGAAAAUGUAGCCGUGGAUGAAAUUACAAUGUAUUACGACUGUCGAUACGUGUCCGCGUGUGAGGCAGCUUGGCGAUUGUUGAGUUUCGAUGUACAGCUUAGGCACCCCCCCGUUGAGAGACUAAGCUUCUAUUUGCCAGACUGCCAAACAGUUGUUUUUGAGGAUGAUGAUAGGAUUGAAAAUGUGCUUAAUAGACCGACUGUCAAUCAAAGUAUGUUCACCGCAUGGUUUUAUGCUAACAAGAAAUAUGCAUCUGCUAAAGAGUUGUCUUAUAUUGACAUGCCAAGUAAAUUUGUGUGGAAGAAAGAUAUUAGGGAAUGGCAUCCUAGGAAGAGGGGUUUCUCUAUUGGACGCAUAUUUUUUGUACCUCCUGGUAGUGGUGAAGUUUACUACUUGAGAUGUCUUUUAAACGUAGUCCGUGGUCCGACGAGUUUUCAAGACAUCAAGACAGUUCAAGGUGUUGUAUACCCAACUUUUAGAGAUGCAUGCUAUGCUAGAGGGCUGCUAGACGAUGAUAGAGAAUACAUUGAUGCAAUUAAUGAAGCAAGUAAUUGGUCUACUGCCCAAUCUUUGAGGAAAUUAUUUGUCAUAUUACUCACUGCAAACUUGGUGAAUCGACUUGAGAAUGUGUGGAAUCACGUAUGGCACCAUCUAUGUGAGGAUUGCCAAUAUAACAGGAGAUUAGUGCUGAAAGACAUGGGGUUGCGAUUGUCUGAUGAUGAGAAGAAAAACCUAGGUCUUCUUGAACUAGAGCUUUUAUUGCAGCUGUACAACAAGUGUUUGAAAGAUUACCCGCAAAUGCCAAAUCCAAAUUAUGAUGAUGCAUUAUUGGGGGGGGGGUUGUUCUUUGUAUAUGGUUAUGGAGGUACAGGAAAAACGUUUGUUUGGAAAGCAUUAUCUUCGAAGAUAAGAUCGGCAGGUGAUAUUGUACUGAAUGUUGCAUCAAGUGGUAUUGCAUCAUUACUACUCCCAGGAGGUCGAACAGCUCACUCAAGGUUCGCCAUUCCAAUUGCAGUUAACGAGGAUUCCACGUCCAACAUUAGUCAAGGUAGUCAACUGGCCGAACUGCUAAUCCAAGCCAAGCUAAUCAUAUGGGAUGAAGCACCCAUGAUGCACAAACACUGUUUUGAGGCUUUGGAUAAGACAAUGCGAGACCUUAUGCGGUAUAGCAAUCCUCAGAGCGUGCAUAAGACAUUUGGCGGGAAGACAGUGGUAUUAGGGGGUGACUUCAGGCAGAUAUUACCGGUCGUUCCUAAAGGCUCUCGGCAAGAUAUUGUGUCUGCUGCAAUCAACUCAUCUUACCUGUGGGAGUCAUGCCGAUCUGACUCAACGAAUGGUAUACUAUAUGAUAUGCACACUCCAGAAUUUUUAAACGGGUUGAAAGCUUCGGGCAUACCCAACCACUCUUUAACUUUGAAGAUUGGGUCUCCCGUAAUGUUGUUGAGAAAUAUAGAUCACUCAAUGGGACUUUGUAAUGGUACAAGAUUGAUCAUUACUAGGUUAUCUGAUCAUGUUGUAGAAGCAAAGAUUGUCGAAGGCCACAAUGCCGGUAAUGUCGUGUUGAUACCAAGGAUGUCCAUGACUCCAACUGAUACAAGAUUGCCAUUUAAAUUUCAAAGAAGGCAAUUUCCCCUAAUGCUGUCAUAUGCAAUGACUAUCAACAAGAGCCAAGGACAGACUUUAACACACGUCGAGCUACUACUAAAGAAACCCGUAUUUGUUCAUGGUCAACUAUAUGUGGCUGCUUCAAGGAUUAGUAACCCUUCUGGGUUAAAAAUUCUAAUACCCAAUGAAGGAGGUGAGAGUAGUAACUACACUACCAAUGUUGUGUACCAUGAAGUUUUUAAUAAUUUGUAA